UAUCCUGAUUGGUCGAAGCGCGUAUACGCAAAAUUAACGGAGUUGCAUGAAAAGCGAAACGUUCAUUGGUUGAUGCAUCAACCAAUCAGGAAACAGCAUUUCCGUUUUCGUUUCAUAUAAAUACAGCCGAGCGUUUCGUAAGGUAUUAUUGUGAAUUUACGUUCUUGUUGUUAAUUGUUGUGUAAAUCUUCAUUUGCCAAAAUGACUGGUCGUGGUAAAGGUGGUAAAGGUCUCGGAAAAGGUGGCGCCAAACGUCAUCGUAAAGUUUUACGUGAUAACAUCCAAGGUAUCACGAAACCAGCUAUCCGUCGUUUAGCCAGACGUGGUGGUGUGAAACGUAUCUCUGGAUUGAUCUACGAAGAAACCCGUGGUGUCCUCAAAGUUUUCUUGGAAAACGUUAUUCGUGAUGCUGUCACCUACACCGAACACGCCAAGAGGAAAACCGUCACCGCCAUGGAUGUCGUAUACGCCUUAAAACGUCAAGGCAGAACCCUCUACGGUUUCGGAGGUUAAGCGCGUCCAAUUUGGAAUAUUUCCAGAUUCAAAAUCCGUUAAAACGGCCCUUUUCAGGGCCACCAAAAUAAUUUCUUCCUACAAUGUGAAACAGUUGUUAAAACUUGAUAUCAUGAGUAUGAGUUGGUGUGGUGAAUUCAAUAUUGAACAUAAUAUGUAGAUCACAAUUUCACAUGAUCACAUGGAAUUGAAUGCGUACCUCGCACCGUCAGGUUGGGAUCUCAUUUCCAAUUUUCCGUGUGUACUGUGUGGUCAAUUAAAAUUAGCCUAUAUUGUCUCGUAGACUUUUCUUUUUCGUCACUCAAGUCUCAAGCUGUACCCAAAUACCCAAAAAGAGAUACG
Molecule: messenger RNA, 855 nt
Organism: Planococcus citri (citrus mealybug)
Lineage: Eukaryota; Metazoa; Arthropoda; Insecta; Hemiptera; Pseudococcidae
Product: histone H4
Exons: 1
Coding region: 202-513 (103 amino acids)
Biological process (GO): nucleosome assembly
Cellular component (GO): nucleosome
Molecular function (GO): DNA binding; protein heterodimerization activity; structural constituent of chromatin
Source: RefSeq, a predicted model, not a curated record